AUGCUUAGAAGUGAAGAUAUUAGUAUGGUUAGAAUCUAUAUCUCACCCGAUAUUUCCCGAAGUGCGUUAGAAGAACUAGGGCAUAGGAACAUUCUUCACUUGGUUCCAAUGAGUGAUAAGAAGUCUACUAAGUCCGAUUACCGCUUAGAAAUGGAAAGAACACUAUCUCGAGUUGAGUUUCUCUUGCAAGAGUUGAAGAAGCAAGAGAUUCCCAGAACUAAGGAGGUAGAAUAUCCGCCCCUAAUAUCUACAGUAGAUGUUUUAUCACAGGAAGUAGAGAAGCACUACUAUCGAGUCGUACAGUUAUUACAGAUAAUGAAAGAGACUCAACAGACAGUAGAAAGACAGGAGGAAGAUGUAGUUGUUUUACAAGAACUACAAAGAGUGAUAGAUGAGAGUGGCAAGGGUAUAGAUGAGAAUGGUAAGAGUAGUGAUUUUGAACUAGAUUCAGGCAUUAAGUUUGGACUGGAGUAUGUAGCUGGUGUGAUUAAAAAAGGCCAGAUAAGAUCUUUAGAAAAGUUCUUAUGGCGAUCUUUACAUGGCAAUCUUUACUUCAUUCCUAUCGAAAUGGUCUCUCUAGAGAAGGCCGGGUUUAUCUGUUUUACGCAUGGUGAACGAGCUAUUGAACGAGUACGUACGAUCUGUACAAAGAUAGAUGCCCGGAUUGUACGGUAUGAGGCUAAGAAAGGAGGGAAGAAAGAGGAAGACUUACUACAAGUCUCUUCUAAUCUCGCCCAAGUCUCACGUGUUCAUGAGAUUAACCAGGAAACCUUUGUGACCGAAAUGAAAACUAUUGCCCGUGAAGUCUCAGCCUGGAAGUAUUACGUCAUCCGUGAAAUUGAAAUUGAAGCAGCCCGAGAGAAACUAGAAACAAACAAGGAGAAUUCAUACCUCACCGGGCAAGGAUUCAUUCUUAAACGUGAUGAAGAACGAUUUGGCCGCACAAUCAAAAAGAUCUGUGAAGUUCAUGGUGACGUAGCAGCUGAGAUCGUACCUAUUCCCAAGGAAAUGACCAAACCAACUCAUUUUGAGAGUAAUCGGAUUACGCAGACCUUCCAGGACUUAACUAAUGUCUAUGGGAUUCCAGCUUAUAAGGAAAUCAAUCCCACUAUCUUUUCAGUUGCUACAUUUCCUUUUAUCUUUGGGUGUAUGUUUGGCGAUAUUGGCCAUGGACUGAUUUUAAUUGCUAUUGCACUUUACAUGAUAAGAAAAGAGAAGGUUUUGAACGUACCUAAGUCAUUAGAGAUAAUCUUUGCUGGCCGGUACUUGAUUGCACUGAUGGGGGUUUGGGCCGUUUACUUUGGGUUUCUGUACGGUGAUUUCAUUGGGUACCCCAUUGGGGAGUCAGCUAGUGCGUAUAAGGGCGGGGCCAAAGGCGUCUGCUACUUUGGGAUCGAUUAUGCCUGGCACCAUUCACCAAACGGUUCUAACUUUGUCAACUCUUUAAAGAUGAAGACUAGUUUAGUGAUUGGGUUUGUGCACUUGACAAUGGGAAUGGUCUUGGCCGGGUUUAAUGCGCGGUACCGUCGGGACUAUAUUCGACUGGUUGGAGUGGUUAUUCCGCAACUAGUGAUCUUCUUUUGUUUAAUUGGGUACAUGAUCUUCUUGAUCUUCUUGAAAUGGGCUACACCACGGGAUUCCUGGCCGGGUAUUAUUGGGAUUAUCAUUGAAAUGGUCUCCUUUGCCCAAGUUCCAGCCGAAUCACUAGUCUAUCCCGGACAGAACUUUGUCCAAAAACUACUGAUGAGCACCGUACUUCUUACUAUUCCCUGGCUGCUUUUCUUUACGCCUAUUUACAAGAUAGCUACUAAAUCGGCUCCAGAAGGAGAGUCUCGUUUAGAUAUGUGGAUGCAUACUUUAAUUGAAGGUGUUGAGUUUUUAAUGGGGCUUAUCUCUAAUAUUUCAUCGUACUUACGAUUAUGGGCUGUUUCUUUAGCCCAUGGUGAGCUUAGUGCGAUUAUUUUCACCCGGACGCUAGGUACGCCCAAUGUAAGUCUUCUUUUCCGUACUUUAGUUCUCUUCCCGGGCUGGGCUAUUGUUACAUUUGUUCUUCUUAUCUGCCUAGAAGGACUUAGUUCUACUUUGCACAGUUUACGACUCCACUGGGUAGAAUUCGGGUCAAAGUUCUAUGCAGGUAAUGGCCAGCUCUUCACCCCCUUCACUUUCAAACCCCAGAUCCUUCUGGAUCCCGAAAGAAAGCCCGGACUCUAA
Molecule: messenger RNA, 2211 nt
Organism: Nematocida homosporus
Lineage: Eukaryota; Fungi; Microsporidia
Product: V-type H+-transporting ATPase subunit a
Exons: 1
Coding region: 1-2211 (736 amino acids)
Biological process (GO): vacuolar acidification; proton transmembrane transport
Cellular component (GO): vacuolar proton-transporting V-type ATPase complex; vacuolar proton-transporting V-type ATPase, V0 domain
Molecular function (GO): ATPase binding; proton-transporting ATPase activity, rotational mechanism
Source: RefSeq, a predicted model, not a curated record